GUGUUUUCCACAGGAUUUUUUUGAGACUAUGGAGGAUAGCUGGACCUUGGUCUGCCUGGGGGAUCUGGGGCCAUGGCCUUGUAUUCAAAGGAAAGGUGAAAAAUGAGGAAGUCUGGGAACCACUGAAGAAGGCAGCCGUGAGGGACAGAAGUAUUCAUCAGAACGUAAGUUCUUUGAGAAUGUGUGUGUCACGAAUCUGGUCGGUGUCCCGUUGUCCACUCACCACCAGAUGUCACUCUCGCUUCACCUACACACUCUGACUGUUACUUUGCAUCUCGGACUGCAUCUCCCAUCCUCCACCGCUCUGAUUGCGUCAGCCCCCGUGACCAAUCAGGCGUUCUAUAAAGACCCUGGUCCUCCCCAGUUGCACUUCAUGGAUUGUUGUUAUUGUAUUGUUGUUUUCCUAGCGUGUUCCUAGUUCCUGUUCCAAGUUCCUGGUUUUUUGAUCCCCCGCCUGGUUUUCUCGUUUACGUCUGUCUAGCCGCCUGCCUUGUGAUUUAUCGCUCUUGUUUAUUGGAUCAUUCUCUUCGAUUGCCUGUUACAUUCCUGUCUGCUCCUGUCUCGACCCUGCCUGCUCACCUUGUACCUGUUUGUUCGUUUAAUAAAGCUCGCAUAUGGAUCCACUCGCCUCUCGUCAAUCACUCCUGGUUACAGAACAAUCCAUCACCACAGGAUCCAGCAGCUUUCACCCCGGACAUUCAUCUGAUAUGGAUACGGACAUAAUUCUUUGCAGGAUUAAACAGAAAUCACACACACUGGAUCAAUACACCCGUGAGUUUCUCUCAAUAUCAAACCAUUCCACUCUCCCGGACUGUAUAAAAAUUGAGAUUUUUUGCGACGGCGGGAACCAGCCCCUCCGCACACAAUUGAGACGCGAGGGUCCGCGUUCGUCGCUCGAGGCGUUUUUGAACUUUGCACUGUUGUGUGUGGGUUCGCCGUGCACCGUGGGGGUCGCGCAGAGGGAACGCGACAACGCGGCAAUGGCGACCGCGCGUCCCGCUCGUAAAUUGGCGGUCAUGCCGGAGCACGAUCCCACGAACACGUUUGUCGCCGGGAUCGCUUGUGAGAUGGCGGCCGUGCAGGAGCGCGCUCAAGCUAUGGCGGCGACAGCGGGGCCUGUUCACAAGAUGGCGGCAGCGCCGGCGUGCGCUCACAAGAUGGCGGCGACGGCGGAGCCCGGUCACAAGAUGGCGGCGGAAACAGAGCUCCGUCACGUCACAGCUGCCAUACCUGAGCUAUAUGGAGUUACAGCUGCAUUUCCUGAGUCAAGUCAAGUUUCCAAGUCAAGUCAAGUUGCAGCUGUGUUUCCUGAGUCAAGUUGAGUUUCCAAGUCAAGUCAAGGUACAGCUGUAUUUCCUGAGUCAAGUCAAGUUUCCAAGUCAGAUCAAGUUGCAGCUGUGUUUCCUGAGUCAAGUCAAGUUUCCAAGUCAAGUCAAAUUGCAGUUGUGUUUCCUGUCAAGUCAAGUCAGAGCUAUCACCCCUGUCUCAAGCAGUGGCGGCUACUGGUCUGUCAAAUAGGGGGAAGCUCAUUUUCGGCCUACAUCAUAAAAUUGUCUAUUUAUUUAUUCACAAGAAUGUGCCUUAUUGUCAUAAGUAAGUCACAAUGCAAACAAUCGUAAAAAAAAAAAGCUUUAGUUUUAUUAUGCAAAAUAUAAUGUAUUUUUUCUUUUAGUCAGAUGCUACUAUAUAGUAUAAAUAUUUUGCAAUUUAAAUAAGGUUAUUAUGGAGAUUUAUUUAUUUAUUUAUUUAUAAAGUAUUUUAAUAGAA
Molecule: messenger RNA, 1767 nt
Organism: Labeo rohita (rohu)
Lineage: Eukaryota; Metazoa; Chordata; Actinopteri; Cypriniformes; Cyprinidae
Exons: 2
Coding region: 615-1322 (235 amino acids)
Source: RefSeq, a predicted model, not a curated record